Messenger RNA from Sphaeramia orbicularis (orbiculate cardinalfish), 1607 nucleotides. RefSeq names its product dickkopf WNT signaling pathway inhibitor 1b (gene dkk1b). The transcript has 4 exons. The coding region runs from base 102 to 1058 and encodes 318 amino acids. Gene Ontology annotation, biological process: multicellular organism development; negative regulation of canonical Wnt signaling pathway. Gene Ontology annotation, cellular component: extracellular region. The record is from RefSeq and is a predicted model, not a curated record. Lineage: Eukaryota; Metazoa; Chordata; Actinopteri; Kurtiformes; Apogonidae. Gene Ontology annotation, molecular function: co-receptor binding; receptor antagonist activity.
GGGAGAAUAGAUGGCCAUUUCCGUACAGUGGGGCUCUCUUUGAAAUUCCACCCUCCGCCUUUGUUGUGCACAGCGAGGGGCGGGAAGACAAACAGGUCCACAUGUAUAAAGAGAUCAUCCCAGAGCUGUGCGUCAGGAGACCUCCAAGCAUCGUUCCGAAACUUCUCUCUGGAAAGUUUGGAUUCAGGACUCAAGGCCGCCUUGGACUUUGUCACACCGUUAUUUUUUUUUUUACUGAAUCAGAGGGGAAGGGAUUUUUUUUCCUUGCUACACCGCAGAGAGCUUCAUUUGAGUGGAGAAUCAUGCAGAUGCUGUCAGUGCAGUGCUUCGUGGCUGUCUGUGUCACGCUCUUUGGAUACCUUGGGGAAGUUUACGCGGGGACAGUUCUAAUGAACUCCAACGCCAUCAAAAACUUGUCCGGUACUUCGGCUGGGAAAGGAGCGGACACUGUCAGCCCGAGUCCGCGCACUUCACCAUCCGGCAUUGGACACAAAUCUCCCGUGGACACCUUGCAGUCCAGUGUGUGCAUGGAUGAUGAAGACUGCGGAGGUGAUGAAUUCUGUAACGACGCCCGCGGCGCCUGUCUGCCCUGCCGGAAGAGCCGGAAGCGCUGCUCACGGGACUCUAUGUGCUGUGCUGGAAACCGCUGCAGCAACGGUGUUUGUCAGGCAAAUGACAUAGAUAGCACAGAUGCAUCCAUCAUCCCUGGAUGGCACAAACACAACAACACCAUGGAGCAUCACAGCAAGAAGCCUCCCUCUACCCACAACCACCAGCCCAAUGCUGUUAAAGGCCAAGAGGGGGAUACUUGUCUGCGAUCCACAGACUGCUCUGAGGGUCUGUGCUGUGCCAGACACUUCUGGUCUCGCAUCUGUAAGCCGGUGCUGACAGAAGGCCAGGUGUGUACGCGCCACCGCAGGAAAGGCACCCACGGUUUGGAGCUGUUCCAGCGCUGCGACUGUGGUGACGGCCUGGCCUGCAGACCAGAGAAAGGAGAGCGAGACCUCAGUGUCAGCAGGACGGCAGCCCGGAACCUACACACCUGUCAGAGACGCUGACACAAACGCGUGGACGCUCAGAGACACACACACCCUGCAAACCUACAAAUCAGUCACAGACACUGCUGACACACAGAUACCCAACACCUAAGACAUCCUUUCCUGCCAAAGUUGCUGACACAAACACAGCAGCCGGAAGGAUAGACAUGAUUCCUGGGAAAGGUGAUACACCCGGAGGGAUGCGAAAAGUGUAGGGUGGACUGAUCCAGUCCCUCAUCAACAACAAACUGGAAGUUAGAAAGUGACUAAGUCUUGGGGAGAUCGAUUCAUGUCAUCGAAAAUGGCAGUGCAGUUUUGUUUCUCUUUUUAUGAAACUUCAAGCCUCGGUUAUUGCAGUAAAUUACUGUAUUGUAAAUAUUUCCUGGAGGUGGCACUUAAUUACUAUUUGUCAACACCAGUAUUAUAAGGACAUGGUGCUGCAUGGUUACAUUCACAAUGUAAAUGUGUACACAACGUAAUGUUAUAUACUGUGUAAAUUACUAUAUUUUUAAUUUACAUGUAAAAAAUGUAAAUACGUAUAUUUCUUUUAUUAAACAUACUCAAACAUGA